Messenger RNA from Prunus armeniaca (apricot), 1233 nucleotides. The record is from the annotation of a GenBank genome assembly. Lineage: Eukaryota; Viridiplantae; Streptophyta; Magnoliopsida; Rosales; Rosaceae.
AUGGCUUCCAUAAGUGUGGUUCCUGCUUCUGGAAUUAGAGAACCCAGUGGAAAUGUAGUUGGUGUCGAUAGUUUGCCUAGUGGGAUGAAUGAUAUGAAAAUUAGGGAUGAAAAGGAAAUGGAAGCAACUAUUGUUGAUGGUAAUGGAACAGAGGCGGGUCAUAUCAUUGUCACAACUAUUGGUGGAAAGAAUGGCCAACCAAAACAGACAAUAAGCUAUAUGGCUGAGCGUGUUGUUGGACAUGGAUCUUUUGGAUUGGUUUUCCAGGCCAAAUGUUUAGAAACUGGUGAAACUGUUGCUAUUAAAAAGGUUCUUCAAGACAAGAGGUACAAGAACCGGGAGUUGCAAACCAUGCGUCUUCUAGACCACCCAAACAUUGUGUCCCUUAAACAUUGUUUCUUUUCGACAACUGAAAAAGAUGAGCUAUACCUUAACCUUGUACUUGAGUAUGUCCCUGAGACUGUCCAUAGGGUGAUCAAACACUACAGUAAGAUGAACCAGAGGAUGCCACUUAUAUAUGUCAAACUUUAUUUUUACCAGAUUUGUAGAGCACUUGCUUACAUUCACAAUAGUAUUGGAGUUUGCCACAGGGACAUUAAGCCUCAAAACUUGUUGGUCAAUCCACAUACUCAUCAGCUUAAAAUCUGUGACUUUGGAAGUGCGAAAGUCUUGGUAAGAGGGGAACCCAACAUAUCUUACAUCUGUUCUAGGUAUUAUCGAGCACCUGAACUUAUAUUUGGUGCAACCGAGUAUACAACAGCCAUUGACAUCUGGUCUGCUGGCUGUGUUCUAGCUGAGCUACUGCUUGGACAGCCCCUAUUUCCUGGAGAAAGUGGAGUAGACCAGCUUGUUGAAAUCAUCAAGGUUUUAGGUACCCCAACGAGAGAGGAAAUAAAGUGCAUGAACCCUAACUACACAGAGUUUAAGUUUCCCCAGAUUAAAGCUCACCCAUGGCACAAGAUAUUCCACAAGCGCAUGCCCCCUGAAGCUGUGGAUCUCGUAUCGAGGCUACUGCAGUACUCUCCAAACCUUCGAAGUACAGCUUUGGAGGCCUUAGCUCAUCCGUUCUUUGAUGAGUUGCGUGACCCUAACACCCGCUUGCCAAAUGGACGUUUCCUCCCCCCGUUGUUCAACUUUAAGGCUCAUGAACUGAAGGGAGUACCUGCAGAGAUGCUGGUUAAGCUGAUUCCGGAGCAUGCAAGAAAACAGUGUGCCUUCCUUGGGUCGUCGUAA